AUGGCUUUCAAUUGGUGUUGGCAUGUUGAAUAUGAUGGCCCUUUCCUGUCCCAGCUUCCAAAUUAUCUCAAGGAACUGCUGCUGAGUUACGUUGCUGUCUAUACAAGAGGCUCGUCUCUGAGAGGGUACAUGAAGGGGCUGAAGCCGCUCUUUUUGACCCGGCAGGAUCAGGAUCAAAUUGGCAAGGAAAAUCCGGGGUUCAACGAGUCGAGAGUUGUUGAUGCGGAUUUCAAAAUUGAGCGAUUGGAUUUGGGAAAUGCUCUGGGAAACUGGAUAACUUUGAAGCAGCUCACAAAUGAGAUGACCAUCUCGCCAGAUCCAGCCAUGGGUGUCCCAAGCGACGAAAUAGAGGAUUUUGUACCAGCGUCAUGGGAUGAAGCUGCUCCCACCGGCAGAGGAGAAGCUAUGCUUGAUCAUCUUCCGACUCCGUCCAUUCCCAAGGCCGUUACCCAGACCCCACGCUUCCCCGAACUGCGCGCCCUAUCUCUAGCACACCCGACACCUAAUGCUGCAAGCUGGAACAGUCUCCUAAACCUAGUAGCACAUUUGCCAACCCUCACUCAUCUCUCGCUUGCUCAUUGGCCUAUGCCAUGCCGUAAUCCACGCUAUGUCACUACUCGAAUUCGAGGCCAAGUGGCCCGCUUCUUGACCCCAGACGCCCUUGAUAACAAUUGGGCUGAAGCUGCGAGCAUUCUUCGUCAGCUUUCCCGUUCGACAUACUGCCUGAAAUGGCUGGAUCUCGAGGGCUGUGGCGAAUGGCUGCCAGCCUUGACAUGGGUUGGGAAAGAUCCAGAUGGGUUUCCACAGAACCCUGAUACCGUUGGCCCAGAGUGGAACGGAUCUUGGAGAGAUGUCGAAUGGCUUGGGAUCGGCCCUGGGUUUCUGGAUAUGCCGAAGUCACACGAUUCGUCUCAUGCGCCAUCUCAUGAAGCACCCGCCCCGCACAAAAGCUCCUCUUACUCUACUAUCCAUGCGUACCACCUUCAAAAUGCGUGUGAUGUGAUGAGGCAUAUUCGGCAGGUAAGGAAGGGGAGGAAAUGGCUUGAAAUCGAGCUCGGGUUAGGACUGGAAGACGUUGAAAUUGAGAUGAUCAAAUCCGUGGAUGGGCAGGAAUUAUCGGUUUAUUUUUAA
Messenger RNA from Penicillium digitatum Pd1, 1131 nucleotides. RefSeq lists its product as uncharacterized. The record is from RefSeq and is a predicted model, not a curated record. Lineage: Eukaryota; Fungi; Ascomycota; Eurotiomycetes; Eurotiales; Aspergillaceae.